AUGGCCCAUAAAAGCCAAACUGGUGGAAUUGAGACAAAGGCAUCGCUUUCCUCCAUCCUCUUUUGUACAGGUGAUUUAAAGGAAGGACCUCUGCAGCGGGUAAAAGAACCCCUCAAUGGCCAGGUGCUCAUGGUGCUCAGCAUGGACAACAACUGCUCGGCCACCUCCUUUGACAUGGAGCUUUGUGCAGAGAAACUGAAGUCCCUUGGGGUUCAGGUGGCAGCGGAUCGGUGGAGAAGGUUAAUCCAGGAUGCUGUCCUCAAGCCUGAAGUGAGACGGUACAUGUUCUACAACUCCAGGGCAUUCCAGAUGGCUAUCGCUGUGGUUUUCUACAUGGCUCUCUGGACAAACAUUUACUCCACAGUCCAGCUGUGUUCCUUCGGACGCUACUGGGAGGCCAGCGUGCUGGUGACCCUGGCUGCCGUGGCAGUCACUGUAGUCGUGAUACUGGUUAUCGACCGUCGCCAGCGGAAGAUAAAUAUGAAUACAGACGUGAGGCUGGCAGCUGUCAAUGAAAUCUUUAUCAAACACAGUUUAAUUCUGGGGAUUACAGAUGUCCUGGAUGGGCCACACAACAUCCUACAACUGUGGUUCGUGCACUUCAGGCCGGAGCGCUGCCUCCAGUCCUUGUCAGCCCACCUCAAGGACCUGCAGAGGACACGAGAGUCGGGCUUGCGGCACAGCCUGGACCAGCUCUGUGUGGUUAUGGAGGCAGUGGUUCAGCCUGAGCCGGGGACGCAGGAGGAGGCUUCGCGUGAAGAGUCCCCUCUUUUAGCCAGUGGGGUGAACCUAAAUAAAGAGCCUGUGACGUGCAACGAGCUGCUCCACCUCGUUCCCGAGGGCCCACCAGAGGUGAUGGCCCACCAGCUCCUGGUGAUCUUCAGCAGCUGCUACGUCCGGCUCCUGGUCACCGGCCGGCUCCCUCGGGCCGGGGCGGGGGGGCACCUGGAGCAGGGCAGCGUGCCCUGCCUCUGCCAGUUCAUCGAGACCACCGCGCUCGACGCACAGCAGAGCUGGUUCACGGGCAGGUGA
This is a messenger RNA of Phaethon lepturus (White-tailed tropicbird), 1032 nucleotides long. RefSeq names its product chromosome unknown open reading frame, human C9orf91 (gene TMEM268). The transcript is spliced from 8 exons. The record is from RefSeq and is a predicted model, not a curated record. NCBI's taxonomy places the organism in Eukaryota, Metazoa, Chordata, Aves, Phaethontiformes, Phaethontidae. The coding region runs from base 1 to 1032 and encodes 343 amino acids.